Molecule: messenger RNA, 1536 nt
Organism: Culex pipiens pallens (northern house mosquito)
Lineage: Eukaryota; Metazoa; Arthropoda; Insecta; Diptera; Culicidae
Product: glucose-fructose oxidoreductase domain-containing protein 1
Exons: 1
Coding region: 110-1291 (393 amino acids)
Molecular function (GO): nucleotide binding
Source: RefSeq, a predicted model, not a curated record
AACUUUUCUCGCGAGUUGGAUGCUGUGUGGCUCCGCGGACAGUCCCGUUAUCUUUUUGAUGAUAAAUUCUUGAAAAAUCCGUGGUUCCCCAUUCUACGAUCGUUUCAAAAUGUUGCCCGGCAUCGGGAUGUUUGGCACGGGCGAGAUAACGAAGGUGCUGGUGCCGAUCCUGCGGGACAAAGGGUUCAACAUCGCGGCGAUUUGGGGACGAACCGUGCGGGAGGCGGAGGACGCGGCGCUGGAGUUGCAGAUUCCGUUCUUUACCAGUAAGAUAGACGACGUGCUGCUGCGGAAGGAUGUGGAUUUGGUGUUUAUUACCUGUCCGCCGUAUCUGCACUCGCAGAUUUCGGUCAAAGCCCUCGGGAUCGGGAAGCACGUCGUGUGCGAUAAACCGAUGAGUCUUUUUCAAUCUGACGCGCUGAAGAUGGUCCGCGCUUGCCAGUAUUAUCCGUCAUUGAUUUCCAUCGUAAAUCACUCGCUGCGAUUCUUGCCAGCCAUUGGGCACAUGAAGAAAGCAAUCCACGAAGGCUAUCUUGGACCGCCGGAACAGCUGUCGCUGGUGGACGUGAAGGUCCGGAUGGGUUCGCUGUUCCACAACAAGUUUGACUGGCUUUGCGACGAAACGAUGGGCGGUGGUGUGCUGAACCUGGUCGGCAGUCACGUGAUUGAUUUAGUCAAGUUCCUGACUGAGCGGCGAGCCGUUCGGGUGCACGGAACCGUCCGGACGUACGUGAAGCACAUGGGACAAAUCAACGGCAUUCGGCAGAUCACGGCGCCCGAUUUUUGCACCUUCCAAAUGGAGCUGGAAACGGGAACGCUCGUCACGGUCAACAUCAACUGCCACAUCUCGAACAACGCCUUUCACCAAGAAGUGGCCGUUUACGGUGGAGAAGGUCAUCUCACCGUGCGCGGAGGAGAUCUCGUCGGACACCGCAUCACUCCGGAAACCGGCGCCAUCAAGGAGGAAAUGCUGUACGUCGACGUGCAGGACUUGCAGUUCUCCACCUCGGACACGACCCUGCCCAGGCCCUAUGUAAAGGGACUCUGCAAGCUGGUCGGUGCCCUGCGGGAUGCCUUCCAUCCGACCAAAGAGUCAACCGGAUGGAUCAAGGAACCAGUCCAAGCGGCGGCCACCUUCGAGGAUGGCCUGUACGUCCAGGCCGUUCUGGAUGCCGUGCGCAAGUCCAGCGAGGAGCGCUGCUGGACCAAGGUAAGCGUCAACACGGAAUCGCCCACCAACCAGAAGUUUCUGUCCGCGGCCCGAAUGACCUCGGCGACGGCGCUGCACUGAGGCAACCAGCUGAGACUGGCAGUAUUAUCGGGUGUCGAUGCCUUUAUUUUUCGCGUUUUAUUACUCCAGCUGGAAGGUAACUUUGCACCUUUUUGUGUGUCUGUGUCUUAGCCGUAACACAUUUUUGUGCUGUUUUUUUUAUUAUUUAUACACACGUUAUUUAAAUGCUUUUACUAACUAUUCCAGAUAAUUUUUUGAUAGACUCAACACAUUUUAUGUUGAAAUAUACGCUACUAUAUUGUAAA